This is a messenger RNA of Nelumbo nucifera (sacred lotus), 2289 nucleotides long. Its product is annotated as zeaxanthin epoxidase, chloroplastic-like. The record is from RefSeq and is a predicted model, not a curated record. Gene Ontology annotation, molecular function: FAD binding. Lineage: Eukaryota; Viridiplantae; Streptophyta; Magnoliopsida; Proteales; Nelumbonaceae.
GGUGUACUGUUCUUGGUAAUGGCUACAGAGCGCUUCCAUCGCUAUCUGUCGAGUCCCCAUUGAUGGCUACACUCUUCACAGAGAGAGAGAGAGAGAGCUACAUGCUCAACAUCUCUACAUCAAACAAUUCCGCUCCACUUCAGUGAUAAUGAGUUUCCGUUGGCUGUUUCUGUUAGAACUGCUCUCCAGGAUUUGCUUUCUUCACUUGAAUGGAACCCGUUAUCUACUCUUUUUUUUUUUUUUUUUUUCAGUUUAAUCCCUGAUUUGGUUCAUUUUUUCUAAAUCUCUACAUCAAACAAUUCUUUCCCUCUUUGUCGUGAUUUCACCAUAAUCUGCACAUUUUUUUCUGCAUUUCUCUGUAGUUCUAGAAAAAAUUCUCCUUUUCUGCUAUGAUCAUCCCAUUUACUUUGCUCUAUAUUCAUCGACGGCUUCACGAUUUCGACCCUACGGGCACGUCCCUUUUUCCUCGUUUCUUCAAUUCGUCUAGUGUUAGCUUAUAUUUCUGCUGAUUAUAAGUUUAAAACCAGCUAUUAGCGUUCUUGGUAUUUUCUUCCUGUAGUCGAAGUACCUAUAUUUUAUAUUUCCAUACGCACUUUUGCUCCAUGACGUCUCUGCAAGGUGUUUGUUUCUGCAAUCAAUAUCAGAUUUUCAUUAGAACUCCUGAAUUUAGAUCGAAAAGAUUUGGUUUCAGAAACUGCGUCUUCCGGUGUGAAGGAGGAUCGCCGAGUCUGGACGGAGGGAAGAAUGGAAAGAAGAAGCUUCGCAUUAUGAUAGCCGGCGGUGGUAUUGGCGGGUUAGUCCUGGCUCUAGCAGCCAAAAACAGAGGAUUUGAUGUCAAGGUGUUUGAGAAGAAUUUGAGUGCGGUGAGAGGGGAGGGUCAGCAUCGAGGCCCAAUUCAGCUCCUGAGCAAUGCGUUGGCAGUGCUGGAAGCCAUAGAUAAGGAUGUCGCAAAGAAAAUCAUGGAAAUUGGUUGCGUCACUGGUGAUCGGAUCAAUGGCCUUGCGGAUGGCCUCUCAGGUGAAUGGUUUACCAAGUUUGAUCUACUGACCCCUGCUGUAGAGAGGGGUCUCCCUGUUACUCAAGUAAUCUGCAGAAUGACACUGCAAGACAUAUUACUGGAUGCCGUGGGGUCAGAUAUAGUUUCUAACAGAUCUAAUGUUGUGGACUUUGUGGAAGACUCUGAUAAGGUUACUGUAAUUCUUAAAGAUGGCCGGCAGCAUGAAGGUGACAUUUUAGUUGGGGCAGAUGGAAUGUGGUCAACAGUACGUGCAAAAUUAUUUGGGGGGCAAGAGGCAAAAUAUUCAAAUUAUACAUGCUACAGUGGAUUAGUGAACUAUGUUCCUCCCUAUAUUAACACUGUUGGGUAUCGGGUGUUCUUGGGCUUGGACCAAUAUUUUGUUGCUUCAGACGUUGGAGAUGGGAACAUGCAAUGGUACGGGUUCCAUAAGGAACAUCCUGGGAACACUGAUCCUCCCCGAGGCAAGAAAAAGAGGCUUCUUCAAUUGUUUGGGAGCUGGUGUGAUGAAGUCACCACUCUAAUAUCAGAAACACAAGAACAUAUGAUACUAAGAAGAGACGUCUAUGAUAGAGACAUGAUUUACUCCUGGGGAAGAGGGCGUGUGACUUUGUUAGGUGAUGCUGCCCAUCCAAUGCAGCCAAAUCUUGGCCAGGGGGGUUGCAUGGCAAUUGAGGACUGCUACCAACUUAUACUUGAGCUUGAGAAGGUUUUUGAGCAUAUCAAUGACGCUCAAGUGUUUGAAGAAAUUGCUUCUGCACUUAAAAGAUAUGAGAAGAAAAGGAUGUUUCGAGUCAGUGUGAUACAUACAUUGUCACGGAUGGCAUCAAGAAUGGUUACCAAGUACCAACCUUAUUUGAAUUUUUCACCAGGUCCUCUCUCUUUCUUGACAACACUGCGUAUAACACACCCUGCAUUUCACGGUGUGCGUCUCUUUUCCCAGCUUGGAAUGCCUCAGUUGAUGACUUGGAUGCUUUCAGGUCAUGGGUUGUGAAAGAACAAACAAGAGAAAGGACCAGAGGAGCCAGGCUUUAAACUCUACAGAGGAUGUACAAUAUGCUAGAAAAAAUAAGGAUGAACAAAACAAGUCUGCUCUCGAUAGCAGUUUACUGUUUGUUUGCAAGCGCAACUGCCAAUAAGCUGUUAAUUGGGAAUCAACACAAGGAGGAAUGAUAACAUGGGGGUUUGCCAUUAAAACUGAGGGAAGGAAUUUUUUAUGCAUGGUAGCUUUGAAUGCUGCGUGAAGAGUUGUGAUGAAUACCCCCUUUCGGCUA